AUGACACCAUCACUGCUACCGCAACCAUCACCGCCACCAACUCCGCUACCACUGCCACCCACCUUCGUCCCCGCCACCACCGUUAUCGCCACCCACCGUCACCGCUGCCACCUUCGAUCACCGCCGCCACCGUCACCGCUGCCACCUUCGAUCACCGCCGCCACCCCCUCCCUCUCCGCCACCGCUACCCACCUCCGCCACGGCUAUCAACCGCCACCGCCGUUACCACCUUUGACCACCGCCGCCACCACCAUCGCCACCUCCACCACCCACCUCUGCCGUCACCUGCUACCACCGCCGCUGGUACCACGGCCGCCAUCACCACCCACCACCACCGCUGUCGCUACAUCUGUCACCUAUCACCACCCACCAUCACCGCCUACCACUGACCACCGCCACCACCCACCACUGACCACCUCCACCCAAUUCUAUUCCUUCAUCUUUUCUUGCCUACCAAACAACAAGAAGCAAUGA
Messenger RNA from Helianthus annuus (common sunflower), 474 nucleotides. RefSeq names its product extensin-like. The transcript has a single exon. NCBI's taxonomy places the organism in Eukaryota, Viridiplantae, Streptophyta, Magnoliopsida, Asterales, Asteraceae. The coding region runs from base 1 to 474 and encodes 157 amino acids. The record is from RefSeq and is a predicted model, not a curated record.